GUCCGGGUGGGUGGGGAGGGCGGCCGGACAGGAGAAGAGCGGACUGUUCGCUGCAGAUGCUGCAGUGUUGCUAAACCUCCUCAAAACAUCUGGAUUCACAGCAUCGUACUGAGCCUCCGGAGUGGAUACUUAGAGCGCUCACAACUGCUCGCCUCAAGCAGCACCUGGGACUUUGAGCUUUCUGUGCCGUUUCAUAUUCCAUAUACACAAAUCUGCCCUGAAGAAGACCUGUGUGCCGAUAAUUAACCCCCACCCCCACCCAAAAAAAUGGCCAGACGGAAAGUGGACAUUAAAAACAGGUACUUUAAAAAAAGGUGGGAGGCAGAGUACCUGUUUGUUGAUAUUGAAGAUAAGGCCAUGUGCCUUGUUUGCAGAAAGACUGUGGCUGUGUUUAAAGAAUAUAACAUCAGACGGCACUAUGAGGCCAAACAUCCGGACAAGUACAAAAACUUGAACAUACAGCAGAAGCUAAAGAAAGUGGAAGAGUUGAAAAAGAGUCUGAUGUCGUUUGUAAAAGCAAAAUCGCAGCGUGAAGCUGCUGUGAAAGCUAGUUUUAUUGUGGCCGAAGAGAUAGCUAAAUCAGCCUGGCCGUUUACAGAGGGCGAGUUUUUGAAGCGCUGCAUGCUUAAAGUGUGCGACCUCUUGUGUCCAGACCAAAAGGAAGUAUUUUUGAACUUGAGCCUAAGCAGAAAUACUGUUGCUGACCGGAUAGGUGAGCUUGCCGCUGUUUUACAAGGACAGCUGGUUGAAAAGGGAAAGGGUUUCAUUGCGUAUUCCCUUGCUGUGGACGUGAGCACCGACAUCUUUGACACGGCACAGCUGACACUCUUCAUCCGUGGAGUGGACUCGAGUUUAUGCGUUACAGAGGAAUUUUUGGACGUGAAAUCAAUGCAUGGCCCUACCACAGGAAAAGACAUAUUUGAAGCAGUAUCUAAAUGCGUAAACGACAUGAAACUGCCCUGGGACAAACUUACGGGCCUGACCACAAAUGGAACACCUUCGAUGCGCGGGAGGAAGAGUGGAUUAGUGAGAAGGAUGCGAGAGAAGAUGAAGAGCGAGAAUUGCGCAGGUGAGCUGACCGCAUAUCACUGCAUCAUACAGCAGGAAACGCUCUGCGGCAAAGCCCUGAAGAUGGGACAUAUAAUCAGCACUGUAACACAGACGAUUAACUUUAUAAGAGCCAAUGGUUUACAUCACGGUCAGUUUAAAUCUUUCUUUGAGGAAAUACAUUCUGAACUUGGCGAUCUGCCCUGUCAGGCAGAGGUGCAAUGGCUAAGUCAAGGAAAAGCUCUCCUUCGAUUUUUUGAGUUGCGUAUGGAAAUUUGCCAGUUCGUUGAAAGUAAAGGAAAAGAUUCCACAGUACUGCGGGAUGAAAAGUGGCUGUGCGAAUUAGCUUUCCUGUGCGACGUCACGACGCAUCUCGCUGCGCUAAAGCUUCAGCUUCAGGGACGGGACCUCGUGAUCCCGGACAUGUACAAUGCAGUGAAAGGCUUUCAAGUGAAGCUGCGGCUGUGGGAGACUCAGAUGCAGCAAGGAAACCUGAGUCACUUUCCCUCUUGCCAAACGAUCAUCAGCCAAGUUUCCACCGUUGUGUUCUCACACGCGCAGUUUGCUGAUAAACUGAGCACCCUCCGCGUGGAGUUUACACGUCGCUUUGCGGAGUUGGAAGCGCAGACCUUCAGUUUUGGACUGCUCAGUAACCCGUUUUCAGUCGACGUGAAGGAAGCACCUGCAGACAUCAAGAUGGAGCUGAUAGAACUCCAGGGUAGCAGCACACUUAAGGCAAAGUAUGAUUCUGUAGGGUCCGCACAGUUCCCCAGGUUUAUCCCCGAAACGAUGCCCCAACUCCGCCUGCAAGCUGCUCGAACGCUCUGCAUGUUUGGCAACACGUACCUGUGUGAGAAAGUUUUCUCCGUGAUGAGGGUGAACAAAAACGCACACAGGAGUCUUCUCACUCAUGCGCACCUCCACUCUAUCCUGAGAGUCUCCACAGCUCAAAACCUAACCCUAAACAUGGAUGAACUUGUAGCCAAGAAAAGAUGCCAAGCAUCUAGAUCGGACAAAAAGGGUCAGCCGAUGAAGAUGGCCAGGGUACCCCCUGACUGUGGAGAAGCUCUAUCUGGUCUCUCUGCCGCAACAUCUCUGGGCUCUGUAUCCUUUGAGGACGUGGCUGUGUAUUUCACGGAAGAGGAGUGGGCUCUGCUGGAUUCUAGCCAGAGAGCCUUGCACAGAGAAGUCAUGCUGGAGAAUUCUAGGAAUCUGGCUGCUGUGGGUUACGGGCAGGAGCAUAAGAGCUACCAGGAGCCCAGCUUAGUGCUAUUCCAGUCUGAAGAAAGGAUGCUUCGAAUUCAGAGGGUACUUCAAAGGACUAUGACAAGCUGACUAAAGAAUGGACGGAAGAAAUCUUCU
This is a messenger RNA of Ahaetulla prasina, 2409 nucleotides long. Its product is annotated as general transcription factor II-I repeat domain-containing protein 2-like. The transcript is spliced from 5 exons. The coding region runs from base 268 to 2382 and encodes 704 amino acids. NCBI's taxonomy places the organism in Eukaryota, Metazoa, Chordata, Lepidosauria, Squamata, Colubridae. The record is from RefSeq and is a predicted model, not a curated record. Gene Ontology annotation, biological process: regulation of DNA-templated transcription.